GCCGGAAACCCGCCAUCUUGACGGAGGAAACGCCUCGAAGUUGAGGAGGAAACUUACAACUAUUCAGCGGCGUGAAAACAGCAUUUAUCAAAAAUGGGCAAUUUAUUCGCAAACCUCUUUAAAGUCUUUGGCAAGAAGGAGAUGAGGAUUCUCAUGGUGGGUCUCGAUGCCGCCGGAAAGACAACGAUUCUGUACAAGCUGAAGCUCGGCGAAAUUGUCACCACUAUCCCAACCAUCGGUUUUAAUGUUGAAACUGUUGAGUACAAGAACAUAAGUUUCACCGUUUGGGACGUCGGCGGUCAGGAUAAGAUUCGACCAUUGUGGCGUCAUUACUUCCAGAACACACAAGGUCUGAUCUUUGUGGUUGACAGCAACGACAGAGAACGUGUGAAUGAGGCACGAGAGGAGCUGAUGAGAAUGUUGGCUGAGGAUGAGCUCAGGGAAGCAGUCUUGCUAGUGUUUGCCAACAAACAGGACCUUCCGAACGCCAUGAACGCUGCAGAAAUCACGGACAAGCUGGGUCUGCACUCGCUCCGGCACAGGAACUGGUACAUUCAGGCCACGUGCGCCACCAGCGGCGACGGCCUCUAUGAGGGACUCGACUGGUUGUCCAACCAACUAAAAAACCAGAAAUAAUCACCUCACUGUACUCCUCUUUCUUAGUUUGUUCUUCUCCAAACUUGCUUUACUCCCACUUUUUUUAAACCGACGGUGCUGGAAGCUGCGCUCAUUUCAUACCUUUCAUAUGUCACAAAGAACGCGAAUCUCUGACGUUUAAUGUAAAUAGUUGUGUUUUUGUUGUGAGGCAGCUUUUAGAGCACCAUUAUGCAAUAUCAACUUUGUCUUUCGAUGUUUAUUUACAUUAUUUUUUUUCCAUUCUUAGUGUUUGAGUCAUUGCAAAAAAGGGGAGUUUUAAGAACAUCGGCCUGUAAACUCCAAUAGAUCUCAUUUGAAGCUUGCACAUGUAUUAUUUUGUUGUGCGUAUAACAAGACUGUCUCAUGCGUGUACUGUAAACAAAGCUGUUUUGUUUGUCUCAAAUCGAGGACAGGAAAUCAACCAGUACGGACACUACCUGCACAGAUUACGGUUCAAUUUAGAGGAAGAGAAACCAAAAAUGAUUACACUGUCUUCUCAGCAAAGGUUGAUAUGACCUCAAGCUUUACUGUCGUGAUACUUCAGGAACCAUAGGUGUGAUGCCUUGAAAUAAUAACCAGCUGCACAAAGAUGCAACUCAAAACUUGUACGUUUGUUAUCAGACUCCCAAUGCACAUCAGAUAACAGUUUUUAUUUUAGGGUUGUGUGUGUACAUGAGAAAUGUCGUUGUAGUGAGGUGUAUUUCGGAAUGUCUGCCCAGAACAUGUUUGCGUCAUAUUUCACCCCAAAAUCAAAAGAAAGAAAUAAUAAAAUAAAAAACUAGGGACUUUUUUGCAUUGAAAUUAUUUUUGACAAUUAAGCAUAUUUCCUCCCAAAUCACAUUACUGCAAAGAAAUUUACUCUAAUUUUCACACUGUAAUCUGUAAUAUAUACAUAUAUAUAUAUAUAUGUCAAGUUUUUUACAUCACAGUAAUAUUUGUUGUACUGCUUUUAAUGAAUGCUGAUUUGUUUAAAAAAAAAAACAGUACAUUACAUUUGAAUGUAAAUGAGCUUAUUUGCCAAUGAAAGAAAUAUUAAUUGUAAAUAAUUAUUUUCUUAAUGCAAAAUAUCUUAUUUUUUUUAGGAUUUCUGUGAUGAAAUGUGACCCAAACAUGUUUUUGUGAGAUUCACCCAGUAAGAGAAGCUGAAGCAUUUCAAUUAAUGCGCCUAGAAUUAAGUUUUUAGAGCAAUAUCGAAUUUCAUAUUGUUUUGAGACACUAUUUACAUGUGUUCCUCAGCAAAUGUCUCUUUCACCUUAAUGCUUUGGGGUUUAAGGGUCUUGCCUGAACUCAAAAUCUAACCACCACUAAGAUUAAACAACAGCAACCUCAUCUAAGAACCUGUUAACUUGAUGUCUGAUUAAAUGGGUUUUGCAUUUUGAUGGAUGUAUUUCGAAUUCCUCAUGUUGAAAAAACUAUGAGCGUCUCUAGAGAAUGCGGCAUGUGAACAGCAAUAUCAUGGUUGAAUGGGCUUAUGUUUUGUAUAAAGGAGUCGGUUCGUAGCCCCCCUGGUGCCUUUGUGUUUCAGAGACAUCUGUUUGAGUUGUUAAACAUUCAUGUCCACUCACAUGGUCACUAUUAUGGAAAUUUGUUAUUUAUCUUUUUUCUCUUUUUCCAAUUAACCUCUGAUUUGAUAGACACUGAUUUAUUGGGGUCAAAAACUGUAUGUGAACGAAUCUCUUAGCUAUAUAUGUCUGAUUGUGUGACUUAACAUAAAUGUCUUUUUUAAUUAUUCAUUUUGACAAAUGCACUGUAAUUAAAGAUAUUAGUGUAUAA
This is a messenger RNA of Myxocyprinus asiaticus (Chinese sucker), 2409 nucleotides long. Its product is annotated as ADP-ribosylation factor 1-like. Gene Ontology annotation, molecular function: GTPase activity; GTP binding. NCBI's taxonomy places the organism in Eukaryota, Metazoa, Chordata, Actinopteri, Cypriniformes, Catostomidae. The record is from RefSeq and is a predicted model, not a curated record. Gene Ontology annotation, cellular component: cytoplasm; plasma membrane. Gene Ontology annotation, biological process: vesicle-mediated transport; intracellular protein transport. The transcript is spliced from 5 exons. The coding region runs from base 94 to 636 and encodes 180 amino acids.